Molecule: messenger RNA, 735 nt
Organism: Striga hermonthica
Lineage: Eukaryota; Viridiplantae; Streptophyta; Magnoliopsida; Lamiales; Orobanchaceae
Source: the annotation of a GenBank genome assembly
AUGGGGAGAGGUAAAGUUGAGUUGAAGAGGAUAGAGAACAAGAUAAACAGACAAGUGACAUUCUCAAAGAGAAGAGGUGGUCUGCUUAAGAAGGCUCAUGAGAUCUCUGUGCUUUGUGAUGCUGAGGUUGCUUUGAUUGUUUUUUCUCACAAGGGCAAGCUCUUUGAGUACUCUACUGAUUCUUGCAUGGACAGUAUUCUUGAGAAGUAUGAGAGGUAUUCAUUUGCCGAAAGACAACUUGUUGCUACUGAGCCUCAGUCACCUGCAAAUUGGACCCUGGAAUACAGCAAACUGAGGGCAAGGAUUGAUCUCUUGCAAAGAAACCAUAGGCACUAUAUGGGAGAAGAUCUGGACUCCAUGAGCCUCAAAGACCUUCAGAAUCUUGAACAACAGCUUGACACUGCUCUUAAGACCAUUCGUUCCAGAAAAAAUCAACUCUUGUACGAUUCCAUCUCCGAAUUGCAGCAAAAGGUUUGUCUCAUCUUAUGUAGUAACAUCAAAGAGAAGGAACAAGAAAUGGGCCAGCAGGCCCAAAUGUGGGACCAGCAGAAUCACGGCCCAAGUGCACCACCACCACCGCAACAGCCACAACCACAAUUCUUGAUGUCUCCACAAUUUCCAGGCCUUAACAUGGGAGGUGUGUACGAAGGCGAAGCAAUGGAGGCAAGAAGGAACGAGCUCGACCUCACCCUCGAUUCUCUCUAUUCAUGCCAUCUGGGAUGCUUUGCGACUUGA